GUGAUAAGGAGGAGGUCUCGGUGUGUGGAUGAAAAGGAAGGAAAAGGGACGAGCGAAAGGGAGCAAUUUCCUCUCCUCCCUAAUCAAGCGCAGCGCUUGCAAAGCCAUCGCCUCACUUUAGAGCUCUCUGGUGGCGGGGCACCGGCAGCAGCAGCACCGCACUUGGCUGCCCUCUGCGUCCGUCUCCGUCCCAGGUCCGCCUUGCUUGCCUUCACGCAUAAGCACAGGCACAGGCGGGGAGACGCCCUCGCUUCACACCCCGACUUGUGGACGGCACGACUAAGGGCGGGAAGGGCGAGGUGAAAGCUUCUUGGAGAGCAACACCAGCGUACGACCAGCAUCACCAACACGUACGAACCGGCUGCUGUCAUUGGCAAGGAUCAUGGCCGCCUCAUCGAGUCGUACCCUCCUUCGACCUCGCGUCCUCUUGGUAGGCAUAGGCGGCCCAACCUGCUCAGGCAAGACGACCCUUGCAAAGCAUCUCGUCUCUCUCCUCACUCCUCCCAGCCCGUCCUCUCCCUCUUCCUCUUCCUCUUCCUCCUCACCCUCUCCUCCACUGCGCACCUUCAUCAUCCAUCAAGACGACUUCUGCCCGCCCGAAUCAAAGCUUGUCUGGAACGAACGAGUAGGAAGCGCAGAUUGGGACGAUCCAGACACGAGCGUAGACUGGCCGCGAUUGCGUCACGCUGUCAAGCAUGUGAGGGAACAUGGAGAGCUGCCAAAGGGGCACAGCAGUCAUGACGCUCUCAAUGUUCAGAGGGAGACGACUGUGGCGAAUGAGAUCAGGGUCAGGUACCAGCAGAGGCUCAAAGAUGUGGCUGCGAAGAUUGCGCAGGGUGGUGAGGGAGGGCUCGUCGUCGCUUUCCUCGACGGCUUUCUGCUCUACCACGACGAUGAGGUUAGGCAGCAGAUGGAUGUGCGACUCUUCUUGAGAAUCGGCAGAGAUCUGCUCAGGGAGCGAAGGGAGGCUAGAGGGGGGUAUGUGACUGCAGAGGGGGAGACGUGGAAGGACCCACCACUCUACUUCGACGAGAUUCUCUGGCCAUCACAUCUCAAAGCUCACGCUCGGCUUUUCCAAGGUGGAGACGUAGAGAGUGGUCAGACGACGGAGGAGGCGCGGGACAUCCACAUCGUAGAGGCGCAAGAGCCGCCAGGCAAGGGAGAGCCAACCAGCAUGGACGACGUAGUAGCGGAGGGCUGCGAGGUAUUGCUUGCAGCGCUAGAGAAGAUGGCUGCGAGAGAAGCGGCGUGACUGGGGCACUUUGCCAGAUGCACCACAAUAGACGCCUUCACACGCACGCGCACGCCUCGUCGUCAGGAUAUCGCAUCGCAUUCUCAUCAGGGCAGCAAGACGUGCUCGUCGUCGACGCUGUGGUACAGGAAGCCGUUGUUGACCAUCUCGUCGAUUUCCUUGCUGCGGGUGGGCGUGGACAGGAGGGACAUUGAGGAGCAAUCGUAGGUCAGCCACGAUCUUUUCUUGUCUCUAUCCGCCCAUUGCCACUCACGUGAUGGUCGCAAGGGGCAUCGAGGGCAGCUUUCC
Messenger RNA from Jaminaea rosea, 1540 nucleotides. Its product is annotated as P-loop containing nucleoside triphosphate hydrolase protein. Bases 383 to 1252 code for a protein of 289 amino acids. The record is from RefSeq and is a predicted model, not a curated record. The transcript is spliced from 2 exons. Gene Ontology annotation, cellular component: cytoplasm. NCBI's taxonomy places the organism in Eukaryota, Fungi, Basidiomycota, Exobasidiomycetes, Microstromatales.